Messenger RNA from Trichoderma breve, 1332 nucleotides. RefSeq names its product zinc knuckle domain-containing protein. NCBI's taxonomy places the organism in Eukaryota, Fungi, Ascomycota, Sordariomycetes, Hypocreales, Hypocreaceae. Gene Ontology annotation, molecular function: translation regulator activity; zinc ion binding; mRNA binding. Gene Ontology annotation, cellular component: cytoplasm. The transcript has 8 exons. Gene Ontology annotation, biological process: positive regulation of cytoplasmic translation. The coding region runs from base 1 to 1332 and encodes 443 amino acids. The record is from RefSeq and is a predicted model, not a curated record.
AUGGGAGACUGGGGUUGCGGAGGAAAUGCUGGAGGAGAUACCUGGGGUCAAGACUCGGGCCAGCCAGCCGACGAUGUUGGAUAUUCCAACGACGACAACUACAACGGCGGUGGCGAUGAUACUGGAGCAUCUGGGGCCUACGGAAACGAUAAAUGUUUCGGCUGCGGUCAAGAAGGUCACCGCCGAGCUGAAUGUCCCAAUGCUGGAGAACAGACUUGCCGUUAUUGCAAGAAGGAAGGCCACCUGCGGCAAGACUGCCCGGAAGCGCCUCCCAUGGCCUGCACCAACUGCGGCCAAGAAGGUCACUUCCGAAACAGUUGUGAGAAUGCUCGCAAGGUCAAUCGUGACCACGUCGCCGACACUACGCCUGAUGCUGCCUGGGACAAGCUCAAGCAAGCGGCCCGUGAGAGAGAUGUCGACGAUGCCAAGGAAGCGAUUGAAGAAUACGUCAAAGCUCUGGCAGGAGAGGUCACCUAUCGCCAAAUCCAAGAGCGACUGGUGGAGGAAAAUGUCAAGAUUUUCCUCAUCUCUACUCAGAGAGAGUUGAUUGAUACCUUCACCAAUAUGGACCUUCAAGGUAACAUCGACAAGAAGUAUAGCGUCUCGGUGAGGUUUUCCGACAAGCCAGAGAGACCUCGCGAGAUCAAUAUCUGGCCAGAUGGCAUCGACGAGAUUCUCUCUCGCUUGGAUGAUGCGGGAAUGGUGGUAGACAGAGGUGUUCCAAAGUGCUACAACUGUGGCGAGCUCGGCCACACUAGCAAGGGCUGCUCCCAGGAGAAGGUUGAGCACAAUUCAGAGAAGCCUAAGAUCUCUUGCUACAAUUGCAACGCCGAAGGUCACCGUGUGAGAGAUUGUCCCGAGCCGCGUGUGGACAAGUUUGCUUGCAAGAACUGCGGAAAAUCUGGACACAACGCUAAGGAGUGCGAAGAGCCUCCCAAUAUGGAAAAUGUUGAGUGCCGGAAGUGCAACAAGACCGGCCACUUUGCGAAAGAUUGUCCUGACGCCCCUAGCAGGGCUUGUCGAAACUGUGGCCAAGAAGGCCACAUAUCGAAGGACUGUGAUCAACCAAAGAAUAUGGAUAGCGUGGUGUGCCGCAACUGCGAUGAGACCGGUCACUUCAGCAAGGAGUGCCCGAAGCCGAGAGAUUGGUCCAAGGUCCAGUGCUCUAACUGUGAGCAAUUUGGACACACCAAAGUCAGGUGCAAGAUGCCUCCCAAAGAGUCGGACGCCUAUGAAGGCCAAGCAUACGGCGGCGAGGCUGAGGAGCAGCCGCAGCAGCCUGAUGAUGGCUAUGGUGAGGCAGAUGGCGGCGGAGGCGGAGACGGCUGGUAG